Homalodisca vitripennis (glassy-winged sharpshooter) is the source of this 6766-nucleotide messenger RNA. RefSeq lists its product as uncharacterized. Bases 1 to 1209 code for a protein of 402 amino acids. The transcript has 9 exons. The record is from RefSeq and is a predicted model, not a curated record. NCBI's taxonomy places the organism in Eukaryota, Metazoa, Arthropoda, Insecta, Hemiptera, Cicadellidae.
AUGGCGGCGAAAGGACACAUCCCUCCGUAUGUGAAUACAGAGUGCUCCAUAGCGAGCAUCAACGUCACAAUCACUCUGGAGGAAGAGUUUCAGGGCGUGGUAUACGCUCGGGGGUUUCCCUUGGAGUGCCGAGCGCUUGGCUCGCGCGACAACACCAUCACCCUGCACCUUGCCGCAUCGGGCUGUGGAGUCCGUAUCACGCCCAACGCAGAUGGUGGUCUUCUCUACAGCGUCGUCGUCGAAAUUCAGAUGGCCAAACACCUUCAGCAGGUUUCGGACCCCGUAAUGCCCGUCUCCUGCGUCCUGUCAGAAGAUAAGAUGGUGCUGCAAUCUCAUGCCAUUAACAUCGAGAAGCCCAAGUCACGGAGUGGGCGAAUGAUGCAGGAGGAGGAUGAACCUAAGCCAAAAGCUUGGCUAGAGAUUCAAGGCUCAGCCAUGUCAAAUCCACAUCAACUCAACACUGUCAGUGUAGGAGAGCACACAACUAUUCUUGUCAAAACUUGGUUGCCAGAGAACAUCAGUGGGCAGGUAGUGGACUGCCUGGCCCACGAUGGUCUGGGAGAGACUUCUCAGGCUCUGGUCGACCCAGCAGGCUGCCCAGUGGAUGAGGUGUUAGUGCCCAGGCUCCACAAGUCCCAGGAACUUUCCCGCAGACAGAAUGGCUAUCAGUUCACAGUUCAAGCCACGUCUUUCCCCGCAUUCAAGUUUCCAGACAGAGAAUCUGUACACAUCCGUUGCGGAUUACAGUUGUGUCGACAAUACUGUCAAAAGGUGGACUGCACGUCAGAUCUGAGAUUUCAGCAUAGACACCAAAGGAGACUUAAGGGAGAAGAAGGAGAAGUAUUGGACUACAUUCAGUUGUUUAACAGUGUAGAAGUUUUGGCUCCUGGAAUCGAGAUGGAAAACAUGCACCAAAACAGUCACUUCCAAUCCUCAGAACAAGGCUCAUUCUCUGCAGACCUGCUCAGUGCGGAGUUCCACGAUCCCCCAUUCUGCCUGUCCGCGUCACGCAUGGCUCUGGUGUUUGCCGGACUGGGGAUGGUGUUCCUGGCAGCCGUGGCGGUGUCACUCUACGUGCUGCUGAGGAAUCGACUGUUGAAACAAGCGUACGCAGACAGCAGCCGACUGGUGUCUCGUGAUAGCCUGUCACUCAUCAUCGGUCAGAACAGUCGAAGCAGUCUCUCUGCCUGGUCGUAUGGCAGAAUUUAGUCGUUUUCCUCACUCGACAUAUUCAUUAUACUUCUUUCAGUUUUUCUACAUAAUUCACAAAAUCAACAAAUCCUUCAGUAAAAUAUCUAGUUGGUUUUAAGAAUUAUUUUUGCUGGUACUGAUUUAAAAAUCCACUGACCUUUUGAAAAGUUUGCAUGUUAUAUUACAUUGUUUUCUGCAAUACAAGUAUAUAUUACUUAAUUAACUUAACUAUUUACUUGAUAAGUUAUUUUUUGACUUAAAACGUUCACGACGACGUAUACCCCAAUGGGUACACGUGAUCUUUCAUACCUACCGUCAUGUCCCCAAUCGGGUAGACACCGGGCUUCUGUAAAGUGUGUAGUGCACCCGAUGGGGUACACUUUGGUAUGCAUUUUUAUUGUUUGCCUGUCUUGGUGGCGGGUUAAAUUUGAUCCCGUGCUGAAAUAAAUAACUCAGACUAUCGUGUACCCCGUCGGGUGCAUGAUUGCUUAAUUUUUAAGGUAAAUUAAAUUUCGAAGCCUACAUACCUUUUUUGUUAUAGUUAGACGUUUGACGAUUACGGUUUUUGCCAUUAUUAUUAUUGAAAAAUUUGUUGGGAAAUAAAAAAGUUCAGAGAAAUGCUGACGCCGUGUGAACGUGUUAAGAGGGCCACACAUUGUAAAAUUACUUCAUAAAAUGUAGAAUUUAAAUUUAAGUAAAUUUAAAAUUAUUGUUAAGAAUGCUUUAAUUUGUAGUUUUAUUUUUAUUUGUAAAAGCUCAAACUAAAGAAAAAUUAAUAUUCAAAAUUAUUAAAAUAACACAAAAAUUAAACAAAACAAUUUCAAUUCAGGCUACAAAGCUUGACACAGAACAUAAUUGGCACCUUCGUGUGAAGAUCUAGUUGAGGAACAUAAAUCUAGUUUGGUGCAAGGUGAAGUCUCUGAAGUCUAUGAACGAACAAUAACAUAGCAUGCCCUAUACAAAUAUUCAUUGUAUACGUAUUGAAAUGGUAGUGACAAGGGUACAAUUACAUGAGGAAGGGAGGAUGUUCAUGAUCAAAGCUGACCAACAUGUGUUCCAAUAGUGUUUUGGAAAUGUAUUAACAUAUUUUGGAAAGAUGCUCUCUGCCAGUGUUUGUAAUAGCAUUGUCUACUACUUUAUGUUUAAAGUUUUGAGAGUAUAUUGUUUCUGUAUCAACUUUGGUCAAUAAACAGAAAUAAAGUCCAAUUUUCACAGCUCAGUAAUUAUUUUUCAUACAAGAUUUAUAUUAAUAAUAAUUUUAUUAAUGAUAUUUUAAAAAUGUAAGCACUUUUGCUAUUUUGGAACAACCAGGUAGGUUUAGGUCCCUUGUUCUCAAAUAAAUGACCAAAUAUUAUUUUUAAUUUUGUGCCACAGAGCUUCAAAUAUUUUAUUUUCAUGUAAGCUAUCUACAAUCUCCUUUCUUUUCAUUAGAGUGAAAACUAUUUACUAACAAUUGUGCUUUGUUGAGGUCAAAAAGAUUAUCAAUUCCUGGUAUAAGAAAAAUGCCAGUUGUUUUGUGUAACCUUUUAACGGUUAGUAAAUGUAUUUUUAAUGUUCAAGUAUAACAUGAAACUUUUUGUUUGAUCAUUUCAUUCUUAUAACAUAAUAGUUUUUUCGUUCAGUUAAAAUUAGGCAAACAUUUAUGGGUGGGUGGUGACCAAAAUAACUGAGGAAGAAGCUUCUCACAGCACUCAUCCUUGGAAAGGCAUAUUUAUCAUAGUAAAGUAUGUCUUUUAUCAGGCAAAGUUAAGGCUAAGAAGCCCUCUCUAACACUUAACUUGGGGAAUAACGGCUUAAAGGUGACUUCCGAACCACCACCAAUGCCCGGGCAUGCAGACUGCUUGCAAGGACAGGAUCGCUCAGUGGUCACCCGUCCAAGCAGCAACCUCGCUUGACUUUUUUUUCUUUUUUUUAUCGUCAGGGAAAGAUACGAAUUGUCUCCGCAGUUAGUCCUAAAAGGACCUUUGCACCUCCCUUACUUAUACUUGUAUCCUCAGAAUCUGAGACUUUUACAGAAGCCGAUCAGAUUUGAGGGCUCCUGUUCUCUGAUGCCCUUGGGGCUGAGGAGAUACGCUCCCAAUUAUCUGAAUUUUUGAUAUGGCAGGACAGUUUAGCCAAAUAUGCUCCGCUGAUUCCUCCUCUUCUCCGCAGAGUAUACAUUCGUCAGUCUGGCUAAGGCCUACCCUCAUAAGAUGCUUCCUUUGGGGACCAUGUCCUGUCAACAUCCCUAAUAUCAUUCUUAUAUCCUCCUUAAUCUGAUCUAGGAGAAAUGCCCACCCUUUAGUAUAAGGAGAGAUAAACAUUUGAGAUUGUCUUAAUCCUGAAGCCCUACUCUAAUUAAAGUUUCUUAUCCUCUUUUUCCAAUCUUUUAUAAGAGCUUUUCUGUUGGAGAAAACUAUCCUGCAACCUAGCUCUGGCCCCACCAUAAUGGCUGCUCCCAUUUUGGUGAGGAUCUAUCCUCCACCUGAGUCAUCUAUCCUCUUGAUGUAACCUCUGUUGAUCCGAGGUUCCUGGAUUAGGGCGAUAUCCAGGCCUGUUGACAUAAACCUCCUUCCUAAGAUGUCGGUUGCGCCCUUGGAUGGUGAAGGUUUAUCUGUAUAAGGUGCAUACUUACGCCUUUUUACCACCUCCCCCUAGUGGUCCAUCCUCUUGGUUGUUUGGGGACACUGCCCCCUUUUUUCCCCUAGCCGAGACUGAUGGUUCUUUCAGAGAGGGUCCCUUCUUCAGGAAGAGGGAGCAAGUUGGUUUUUCUUUUUGGACUCCCGUGCUGGCUACAGAAGUAGACCUCUCAGUUGUUCAGAUUGCUCUGAUACCUUUUCGGUCUCUUCUACUUCCAUCUCCUCAGCGGUGUUCUUUUCUUUGGUGAUGGUCUCAGAUUUUUAUGAAGUCUCCUCCACCUUUUUUGGUUCCUCAGUUUCCCCUGGUGUUUCUUAACAGUGUUCUUCAGUCUUAACCGAAUUUUCUCAAACUUGUAGCUGAUCCAAGGACCCUCUUUUUAAGUUUUCUUGCUGUAGCGCAGUCAACUGACAGGUUAAGCAGCACUGAUUAUUUCCCUUGUCGCUUCUAAGCAGGACAUUCCAUUUCCCAACCGAUAGCUCUUUAUUUUGUGCCUUUAAGAACUUCAUAAUCUUAUCGGUGGUUUCAUUUGUGCUAUUUGAAAAAUAGACAGUCGUGAUUAUUGCACAAGGAAUUUCUCCCUCUGAUACAAUCCUCAGGCUUAAGGGGGUCUUGCUUUCCUUUCAGCCAUUCAGCGAUGUUGUUGUCUUCACAAGUUAAGAUCAGAGCUCCUUGUCUCCUGUUGAUCCCAUAGAAGCUUGGAGAGUUGGGACUCUCCUGUUCUUCCAUGAUCGCUUCCAGGAUGAAGUUCUGGGUAUCUUCCAUCUGUUCCGAUGAGAGUAGGGUUUCGUGAAAAUCAGAGUGUAAUUUUCCCACCCUUAUGCCAUUUACAGCUUGUUUGUAAUAAGGUUUUUGGAGUAGUGCAGAUUGCUCCUUUUGAAACCCCUGUCUCACUUCAUACUUUGUUUUCUUUCUCUGAUGGGCUACCGGAGUGGAGUGAUCUUUUUGGUUUUCCCUCUCUUUGUCUCUGUAGAACUUUGUUUUGAUUUUCCAGGAUUGGUUUUAAGGUCAAAUCCCUGGCUUCUUCUUGAGAGUAAUCUCUUCCAAAACCAUGCUAUUCGUUUGCUGGCGGCCCCACUCAAUUUAGGCAAUUCUGGGAACAGCCUUUCAGCUUUUGUUCCCUCUGCCUUUUAGUGGUCAUCCUCCAGUAUGGCAUUUUCCUCGCUUGACUUUGCUUGAUUCGGUUAUCUCGUGAUAACCGCCGUACCCGCUACACUGUACCAUCGGCAGUGAUGUUUUUAUAGUUAUAUUACUUUUUAUGCUCUACCAACAGUUAGUAGUUCAAGAGUUUUAAUUCCAAAAGAAUUAUUUAUAAGUACAGAAAAGUUUGACUAGUCAUCUACAUCCAACCCACAAAACACUUUAACAGUGGUGGUCAUUCAGAGUUGUGUGUUACAGGGAUAUCUGCCGUUUCAUGUAGAUAACUACUUAAACAAAUUUUAUUUUGAGGUCACACAGUAGAACAUAGUUCACUUUUUAUACAAAUUCAAAAUAAGUACAAGAACUACCUAUAAACUAAUACAGCUGCGAGUCAAUUCUAUAAAAAGUACCAAUUUGAAUUGAAAGAAAACACAAAUUUUUUGAAGAGUAUUUUUGUAUGAAAGUUCAAACCUUACACUCCUUUUGAACAUAGUAUUUACUACUUAACAUAGCGGACAAUCAGCUUAUUUAUGCCUUCUGCAAGUAAACACCCCGCCCGUGAAGAGCUAAGUGAUAACCUCAUUGGUCUGUCCUUCAUUGCACUGCCUAACCCAUCUGAAUCAUUCCAUCACUCAGUAAACUUUCACAGUAAAUCUAGAAAAUCUUCAAUGGAUUUUGGUUGCCUUUACAUUCUUUGCAUUCAAAAGCCAAAUAACAGACUGACCCUCAUUAUCCAUUGAACUAUCAAACCCACUUUCAGAUCAUUCCAUCACUCAUUGCACUUUCACAGUAAAUCUAAAUCUAGACGGAUUUCAGCUGCCUUGAAAUUCUUUGCAUUCAAAAACCAAACAACAUAUCAACUCUUAUGGUUGGCAUAAACACACAACACAAACACAAAACACAAUAUUAACCAGUCAUAAUCAUGACAGUGUAGUGUUGUUAAAUUUGAAAAACAAGGGCACAAGCACAGAAUGCCAACUGUAGGACAGUGGCGGCAAUGCAAUGAAGUUGUACUUGCUUUCCGGACGUACCUCAUGUAACAUUAUAAACUAUAAGUGGUAUUUAAUAAAAAUCUUUACUGCUCCUAACCACAUCAAUUCAUUAAUUAAAAGUAAAACAUAUUAUUUAACAGGCAAGCAAUCGCACCUGUGGGGGUUUCCUGCAAUUUAGGAAUUCGGUAAUAUGAUUUAUAUGCUUGAAAAGAAAACUGUGAUAAUUUGCUUUUGUACGAUAUUUUGCAUUGUGAAAAUAUUACAUUAGAUCAUACAGGAUUGUAAUAUUUUUUUAAUGUGGUGAGUUUUAUAUAGAGAUUAUUGAUAUUAGUAUAUUCUGGUAGAUAAUUAUUCAAACAAAUUAAAGGAUUUUCUAAGAAGAAUCCUUUUGCAGGAAAAUCACGAGUAACAGUAAAGUGCAUGUGAGCAAAUUGCAUUUACACAACUUGUUUUGUCCAGAAAGUGGAUGUGAUAUUUCAAGUAUUAACAAAGAAACAUAUAGAGUAUGACAGACUCAAUAAAGGCUUGCUAGUGUUUUAAUUAGACUCUUUUUACAGAUUUAUAUUUGUCCUCAGAUAUUUAUUUUUCUUACUGUUAAAAAUAGUACUGUCACAUAUCAUUUUAAGGACUGAAACUGGAAUCAGUAUUUUGGUUUUGGUACGGGUAUAAAAGAAAAGAUAAGCUUGUAAAUGUAUUCUAUUUUGAGAAUUAUUUACAAUUUUUUCUUUUCUCGUUAGUUUUAAGAAUAUACACUGGUAUGGGUUUACUUUAUGAAACUUAUCUGUGAUAGGUGCAUUUUAUAUCAUUAAAGAAAUCUAAGAAUUAAA